UAUCGAAGAAGUGGUACUGUAUUUGAACAAUGCAGGUGUGCACGUCAAGUAAGUGAUUUCCCAACCCCACCCUCUGAUAUUGCCAUGUGUAUCGUCCUGCUAACAGAAUUCUCCUUAGAUUUACUGAUGUGCAAUCCGCAUACGAAGCUAGACAAGAGAUGGACCUAAUGAUUCUACGAGAGAUAUCCAGUUUGCCUAUGAGAGUAACCUUACGUACCGGUUACCAAUACUCCCGACUCGCACCCCCACCUCAAGAAGUUAUGUAUCAACUAUCGAACGGCCCAGGCAUACAACCAGACUUGUAUGUUUCUGGGAUAGGACAACCGUUUCCGUCGCACGCUGGCCCUGUGGCCGAACCUGUAGGAGUUGUUGAUGGGUCGUCUGGCAUCCAAUCGAGAUCUUUUAUGUCUCCUGAUUCCGCUGGAUCCCAGGAGGUCCCAACAGUGAGACUGCCCACAAUACAGGAAGUUCUAUCGCCUAAGGAUAAGAAGGGCGCUCGAACUAUAAAAUCUGCAAGUCUGGGUGGAAAAAAUUUAAGCUCAAAGACAGAGCAUCAUAGCACAGUCACCGGAGAGACUCCAAAGAAAGGAAACCCUAAGGCAGACGGAAAGGAGAAGGAUAAGCGAGACCCACAUCCUACAACGCAGACACAAAACUCAAACACUUGCCCAACACCCCUCACUAAGAAAUAUCAACCUCCAAAACCUACCAUCAUAGGACCAGCAGGUCCUGAUGGACCUCUCCCCGUUGGCUGGGAAGACGCACCCUCCAAUGCACGCCCGAUAAUUCGGGACUUUGCGUAUAGCCAAUCUGAAAUACCGGUAAGUCCUUUUUCCUCAACGAAGAAUCGUGAUUCCAUCUUCAAUAAUAGUAAGCUGACGCAAAGGGAACAGGAAAGACGAAGGCACGGUCCCAGAAGAAGCAGAAGAAUACCAUCACCACCGCUCCACCCCCAAUCCCAAGAAUUUCUAACCACCGUCAUAUACCAAUCACCCGAAUCUUGGCUCCGGGACCAUCGAAACGAUCAUGUCCCUCAGAAUGCGGCCACGCACACCCCCAGAAAACAAAAAGGCCAACAGGGCCAGAGCAAGACACCGUCGGACCCAUUCCAAGACCAACCCGGGUCUGUUCAUGGCUCCGUGCCAUCCUACACCGUACCACUGCUGAAGCGCAGUAACAAGAAGCUUCGCAGAAAGGUUUCCAGAAACCCGGGGUUAGCCAUGGAAGACGACGUGUUCGGGUCCACGGCAGAAGGGAGUCCUCUAGACCGAAAUCUGCGAAGCAAAACUUCGGAGCCGCGGGAGCGAAAAUGGAAGCAGAGACAAGGAAGCAUAACUUCACCAAGCGUGAAGAAAUUGCUAGGGAAGGCCACAGAAGCAUCGAGCCCCAUGCCGGGGUCUUCUCAUUCCCGGCAUGGGGCUGAUGUCUUCUAUGGGCCAAAGAAUGGCCAAGAUAAGAGUGGUUCAGUCCACAACAAGAAAUUUUCGGACCAGAAGACGGCAACACCACGCACCCCUGAAUCGGUACGACGACGAGCCCGCGAUAACCUUCAACAAAUACGACAAGGGGCUCGGAGUUUCCUGGCCCAGGCGACAAUGCCGACUCUCUCAUCGAAAGAUGGGCAUCGGCCUACUACUACGUUGACCGAAUCGCGGCCAAAAUUUAACGCGUGGGCGAAAGGACCACCCAAAUUCGCCAAUCCUGCGCCAUCUGGCCCGCCCCCAAAGGCUCAACCCGCACAGGGAAAGGGAAGCGGUGGUGUGCCGGAUGGCCAGGCCACGACCUCUCAACCUCCGAAUCAAGGCACGUCUAGACCGCCGCAAGUACCCCAACCUCAUAUGCCUCCAUCAUCGCGGCCAGCAAGGGGAAGGGCCACUUGGUCCGGACUUGCUGGCAGAGAGAACGCUAGGAAGGGGAAGAAUCACCAAGGUCCAAAACCUGGUGAUGGCCGAAAGGGGGACUAGAUAUGUGGGAUGGCGAGGUGGGCUUUGAUGUAGCCGUUACUCGCAUGAACUUGGAGGAUUGGAAGGAAUAAUUGUGAUUAGGUUGAUAGGGCAAAGGAAAAGACAAUUGGUAUUCUUGAACGUAAUAAGGCAUUGACUUCCUAUUAAUCAUAAUGUGAAUGCAACAUAAAUACAGU
Messenger RNA from Hypoxylon fragiforme, 2140 nucleotides. RefSeq lists its product as uncharacterized. Lineage: Eukaryota; Fungi; Ascomycota; Sordariomycetes; Xylariales; Hypoxylaceae. The transcript has a single exon. The record is from RefSeq and is a predicted model, not a curated record. The coding region runs from base 159 to 1964 and encodes 601 amino acids.